UCCAAAGUUUACCUUAUAUGGCUCGAGCCGGGCCACUAAGGCGGUAUAAAAACCACGCGCCCUCCACGAGCUGAUUCACUCUGAGCGUCGUCACACGCAGCUCGUGCGGGAUAUCAUUUACCUGAAACCAGUUUCCCUUAAAGCGAAAAGCCCCCCCCACCUUAAGUUCAGCCAUGGAAGAUGAAAUCGCCGCACUGGUUGUUGACAACGGAUCCGGAAUGUGCAAAGCCGGAUUCGCUGGAGACGACGCCCCACGUGCUGUCUUCCCCUCCAUUGUCGGCCGCCCCAGACAUCAGGGCGUGAUGGUCGGCAUGGGUCAGAAGGACAGCUACGUUGGUGACGAGGCCCAGAGCAAGAGGGGUAUCCUCACCCUGAAGUACCCCAUUGAGCACGGUAUUGUGACCAACUGGGACGACAUGGAGAAGAUCUGGCAUCACACCUUCUACAACGAGCUGAGAGUUGCCCCCGAGGAGCACCCCGUCCUGCUCACAGAGGCCCCCCUGAACCCCAAAGCCAACAGGGAGAAGAUGACCCAGAUCAUGUUCGAGACCUUCAACACACCCGCCAUGUACGUUGCCAUCCAGGCCGUGCUGUCCCUGUACGCCUCUGGUCGUACCACCGGUAUCGUCAUGGACUCCGGUGAUGGCGUGACCCACACAGUGCCCAUCUACGAGGGAUACGCCCUGCCCCACGCCAUCCUGCGUCUGGAUCUGGCUGGCCGUGACCUCACAGACUACCUCAUGAAGAUCCUGACAGAGCGCGGCUACUCCUUCACCACCACGGCCGAGAGGGAAAUUGUGCGUGACAUCAAGGAGAAGUUGUGCUACGUCGCCCUGGACUUCGAGCAGGAGAUGGGCACCGCCGCCUCUUCCUCCUCCUUGGAGAAGAGCUACGAGCUGCCCGACGGACAGGUCAUCACCAUCGGCAAUGAGAGGUUCCGUUGCCCUGAGGCCCUCUUCCAGCCUUCCUUCCUGGGUAUGGAAUCCUGCGGUAUCCAUGAGACCACUUACAACAGCAUCAUGAAGUGCGACGUGGACAUCCGUAAAGAUCUGUACGCUAACACUGUGCUGUCUGGUGGCACCACCAUGUACCCCGGCAUCGCUGACAGGAUGCAGAAGGAGAUCACCGCCCUCGCCCCAUCCACCAUGAAGAUCAAGAUCAUUGCCCCACCUGAGCGUAAAUACUCUGUCUGGAUCGGAGGCUCCAUCUUGGCCUCUCUGUCCACCUUCCAGCAGAUGUGGAUCAGCAAGCAGGAGUACGAUGAGUCCGGCCCCUCCAUCGUCCACCGUAAAUGCUUCUAAACAGACUGUUCCUCCUCCCCUUUCCCCAACCAAAAUGCCCAACAUUUUCAGCUCUGUGCAAAACGACCACACAUUCAUACAUACUCGAGCGCAGGGCCUAUGACCAGAUCAUUGGCAUGGCUUCGUUUAGUUUUUGGCGCUUGACUCAGGAUUAAAAAGAAACAAAUAAAACUGGAACGAUGAAGACCGUAAUGUUUUGGCAAGGUUUAAUAAAGCAGCCCAGCGAUCUGUACUUGCAUCCUGGGACUUAAAAAUGUACAUGUUUUUUUUCUUUGAGUCAUUCCAAAUGUCUAACUGCAUAUGACACAUGAUUCCAAAUGUUAACUGCAUUGUUCAGACACGUAUUUGCCUCUGUGAAGGCUGCCCAGUGGUUGGUGCAUACUUAACAUGGUGGUAGUAUCGCUUGUAUGUAAAUUAUGUCUGGGUUUUUUGUACUUUCAGCCUUAAAAAAAUCUUGGUCCUUUAUUUUUUUUUGUUAUGCAAAUCCCAGUUGUGACCUGUUCCACCGCCCCCUGUUGGCUGUUCCAUCCAUCCCCCAGGGUGGUGGGGUAAGGGGUCUAGAGGUGAUGGGGUAAUGUGGGGUGCCAGACAAAGUACACUGACUGUCCCAAUAAAGUGCACAUGUGUUCAGACCAGAA
Messenger RNA from Entelurus aequoreus (snake pipefish), 1939 nucleotides. It is a transcript of the gene actb2, whose product is annotated as actin, beta 2. The transcript has 6 exons. The coding region runs from base 174 to 1301 and encodes 375 amino acids. NCBI's taxonomy places the organism in Eukaryota, Metazoa, Chordata, Actinopteri, Syngnathiformes, Syngnathidae. The record is from RefSeq and is a predicted model, not a curated record.